Messenger RNA from Lutra lutra (Eurasian river otter), 5454 nucleotides. RefSeq names its product rabenosyn, RAB effector (gene RBSN). Gene Ontology annotation, molecular function: metal ion binding. Lineage: Eukaryota; Metazoa; Chordata; Mammalia; Carnivora; Mustelidae. Bases 406 to 2667 code for a protein of 753 amino acids. The record is from RefSeq and is a predicted model, not a curated record. The transcript has 12 exons.
GGUGCCGCGCAGGCGCGCCUGCCGAGCGUCGAGCUGUAGAUGGAGAUGGCGGACGGUGCUGAGUGAGGGACCGCAAAGGCCCAGAGCCUGGCCGGAGGACCCGACAGGCCUACGUGCCAGUGGGAGCGCGGCCGGAGCUUCUCCUACUCCACAGAGGAAAUCUCAUCCAGGGCCAUGAUACCACUUCCCCAUCAUCUGUGUGCUGCUUGGUUAAGCUAAUGCUGUGAGAGCCCUGGUCCCUUGGGGAGGAAUCAAGCUGACUCCUGGCAUGAGGCCCCUGCCUUGCAGGGGUUGAAAGGGACACUGCUAUGGCUUCUCUGGAUGACCCUGGGGAAGUGAGGGAGGGCUUCCUUUGCCCUUUGUGCCUGAAGAACCUGCAGUCUUUCUAUCAGCUUCAGUCACAUUAUGAGGAAGAGCACUCUGGAGAAGACCGUGAUGUCAAAGGGCAAAUUAAAAGUAAGAGGUCUUGUCCAGAAGGCUAAGAAAGCCAAGAACAGGCUGUUGAAACGAGAAGGAGAUGACCGAGCAGAAUCAGGGACGCAAGGAUAUGAGUCUUUCAGUUAUGGAGGGGUUGACCCUUACAUGUGGGAACCCCAGGAAUUAGGUGCUGUGAGAAGCCAUCUUUCUGACUUCAAAAAACACCGAGCUGCCAGAAUUGACCACUAUGUUGUUGAAGUCAAUAAAUUAAUAAUCAGGUUAGAGAAGCUCACUGCCUUUGAUAGAACGAAUACCGAGUCCGCUAAGAUACGAGCAAUAGAAAAGUCCGUGGUGCCUUGGGUCAACGACCAGGAUGUCCCUUUCUGUCCAGACUGUGGGAAUAAGUUCAGCAUCCGUAACCGCCGCCACCACUGCCGCCUCUGUGGGUCUAUUAUGUGCAAGAAGUGUAUGGAGCUCAUCAGCCUCCCUUUUGCAAACAAGCUCACCAGUGCCAGCAAAGAUUCCCUGAGCACCCACACCAGCCCCAGCCAGUCACCCAACAGUGUCCAUGGCUCCCGCCGGGGCAGUAUCAGCAGCGUGAGCAGUGUAAGCUCCGUCCUGGAUGAAAAGGAUGACGACCGGAUCCGCUGCUGUACACACUGCAAGGACACGCUGCUCAAGAGAGAGCAGCAGAUUGAUGAGAAGGAGCACACCCCCGACAUUGUAAAGCUCUAUGAGAAAUUACGACUUUGCAUGGAGAAAGUUGACCAAAAAGCUCCUGAAUACAUCAGGAUGGCAGCAUCAUUAAAUGCUGGGGAGACAACCUACAAUCUGGAACAUGCUGGUGACCUUCGAGUGGAAGUGCAGAAAGUGUACGAACUCAUAGAUGCUUUAAGUAAGAAGAUCUUAACCUUAGGCUUGAACCAGGACCCACCACCACAUCCAAACACUUUGCGGCUGCAGAGGAUGAUCAGAUACUCAGCUACACUUUUUGUGCAGGAAAAGCUGCUGGGUUUGAUGUCACUGCCAACCAGAGAACAGUUUGAGGAACUGAAAAAGAAAAGGCAACAGGAAAUGGAGAGGAAGAAGAUCCUGGAGAGACAGGUUGACCUGGAAUCCCAGCGACGGUUUGAGGAAAGGCGGAGUGACCUGGCGUCUCGUGCGGCCAAUGGGGAGGUGGUGUCCCUUCGAGGGGGACCUGCCCCCCUGAGAAAGGCUGAGGGCUGGCUCCCACUGUCAGGAAGUCAGGGGCAGAGUGAAGACUCAGACCCCCUUCUCCAGCAGAUCCACAACAUCACAUCCUUUAUUAGACAGGCCAAGGCUGCCGGGCGGACGGACGAAGUACGCACACUGCAGGAGAACCUGCGGCAGCUGCAGGAUGAGUAUGACCAGCAGCAGACAGAGAAGGCCAUUGAGCUGUCCCGGAGGCAGGCCGAGGAGGAGGACCUGCAGCGGGAACAGCUGCAGAGGCUUUGUGAACGGGAGUGGGAACGAGAGAGGGAGCAGUUCCGGGCUGCGUCCCUACAUACACGGACUCGGUCCCUAGACUUCCGAGAAAUCAGGCCUUUUCAGCUGGAGCCUAGCAGGGAGCCUCCUACCCACCUUGCUUAUGCUUUGGAUCUAGGCUCUUCCUCGGUUCAGAGCAGUGCAGCCUUGGAGACCCCUUCGCCCAUCUCAACUCUCGAGCCAGCCAGAGUGUGGUCUGGGCCUCCAGCCAUCGGGCAGGAAUUCUUCCCCCAGAGCAUCAUGUCACAGCAAAAUGAGCUGGCCUCCCUGAACCCCUUCGAUGAGGAAGACCCCUCCAGCCCCACAGCAGAGGGCACUACCAGCCCUCCUGCUACAGAGCCUUCCUUUGGCCCUUCAGCCUACAUCCUCAAAGAAUAUAAUCCUUUUGAGGAGGUAGAAGAGGAGGGUGUAGCAGGGAAUCCUUUCACUAACCCAGAUGGUCCAGCACCCAACCCCUUCGAUGAGGAAGAUGAGGAUCCCCACCAGAGGCCCUCAAGCCCUCCUGUUCCUGGCAACCCCUUUGAGGAAGGCACCUGUACCAACCCCUUUGAGAUGGACAGUGACAGUGAGCCCAAGGGCGAGGAGCCCAUAGAGGAGGAGCUCCUCCUCCAGCAGAUUGAUAACAUCAAGGCGUACAUUUUUGAUGCCAAGCAGUGUGGCCGCCUGGAUGAGGUGGAAGUGCUGACGGAGAACCUGAGGGAGCUGAAGUGCACCCUGGCCAAACAGAAGGGGGGCACCCACUGACCCCACUGACUGUGGGCAGGGUGUCUUUGGGCCAGGGCCUGGCAGGAGCUUGUGGAGCAGGACGGCGCUGGUGGGCCCGAUGAGGGAGGAAGAAAGGUGACACGUAGGACGCACAGAGGUUAGGGCAGGGAAUCUGCUGCUUCGUGCUGUGCACUUGGAGGUUUUUUCCACUACAGUUGGAUAAUAAAGUACAAACCAGAACAGGAAGAAUCAGCAUUCAUGUGCUGUAUUUCCUGGGUUUUUUUCUUUUCUUUUUUUUUUUUUCUUUUUUUUUUUUUUUAAUUGGGUUUUCCCUUUAGAAGGGAUUUUAAAUUUUCAUUACUGAGUGUAACUAAAUGCAGUGUAUCGGGGAGCCCUUGUGGCUCCAUUUGCUCCUGCCUCAUCUUUGGUCUUUAUGCAGUAUUACAGGGCACUUUCUUUAGCCAAGACAGACAAGAUGGAUUCCUUUAAACCUUGCUGUGGUUGGACAGAAGUCUGUCCCCCUUAGGCUAUGGGGUUCUUUCACCUGGGACUUCCUCUGCCCUGCUGGGUACAUCCCACCUGUGCAGCAGAAGGGGGAGGUAUUGCUAUGAAGGUAGUUGUUUAGACCCAGGAGAGCCCAGCACCUCUUUUUAAGAGGGGGCGACGGGGUGAUGUUCUACCGGGGCAUUUCCCUGUCAGUUAAAGUCCUUGAUUGUCUCUUUCAGGAAGUUAAACUUCGGUGCCAGGGGUAUCACUGGGUCUGACCAUGGUGUGUUUAGAAAAUAGGAAUGGUGAACUUUUCAGUUGAUUGAGGCAGUAGUACUAGGGAGAAGAGUGUCUACCCAGAUGUUUCUCUUAAUGACUGAUGGAACAGUUGUCUGUCCCUGGAGAAACCUUCCUCUAGAACUUUGGUGAAAUUACUCUGACUUGGGCUUUUUCAGAGGACCCAGUCUGUACUUUAGGAUUAGUAAUCAGGAAGCUUUUGUGGAACAUUGCCAGGAGGUGAAAGCUUCCCUGAGUCAGAAGAUAAAAUGAUCUUCAGGGCUAGUUGAUCAGGCUUCUUCCCUUUUGGUUCACCCUGUGCUGACCUGGGGCACCAGUGAGGUUUUUCCUACCAGUGUUUAGUAUUAAGAAAUCAAAGUGUUUGAAGAGGCACAACCCAGGAACAUUCCAGUAGCACCACACCACUUGAACUCUUCAUCAGUUAAGGGCAGAAAGGGAAAUUGUUAAUUUAGCUCUGGUGCUUUGGUUUACAUAAUCCUUAACUAAUGUCUGACAUCAUGAUACUCAAGUGUGCUCAGCUCUAGGUAGAGUUCCUGCGAUUAUGCUUUUUGAUUAAAGAACAAUAACUGACCACUAGUCACUUUAUACCGCUUAACUAACUAUGGGUCAUACUUUGAUUACUGGUGUGAAGGCUGAGAUUCAUUUUGUUACCUUCCGGGAAGACCCCUGUUGGUCUUGAGAAUGUUAGAAGAACUGUGAUGUAAAGGUAGUCUGUAUUUUUGUUGACACUAUUCACGUUUCUUUGGCAUUUGUUGGAUCUUUGGGCUGAAUGAAAAGAUCCUGCAUAGGGGUGCGGGAAUGGGAUAUGGGUGGAGGGUGUGUGGAGGACCCUUUGCAUUGGGGUUCUGUUCACAAAGGAAUGUGAGUGGAUUACUAAUGUCAACCAAGUUCCCAGCCUUGCUGAUUGUUGUGUUUGGGAAUUCGACAACCAGGUAUCUAAAGUUUUGCCUGGUACAGGCAACUUUCUUCCUUCUCAUGCCCUUCCUGCUGUCAUUAUGGAGGGUUUCAUGGAUGGCUGGUAUGCUUCCUGCUGCUAGUCUGUCAUUGCUCUCUGAUCAAAGAGGAUGACGCUCUCUGCACCAAAAAGCAGGUAGUUCUGGAAGCUAAAUGCUGCUUUCCAUCAUAAUUACUUUUCUCACAUUGUGAGAAUAUAUCUCUUCAUUAGCUAGUGAUUUCUAUUCAGACUAGUUUUCUGAACAUACCCUUUUCCUGAAAUCAACCCAGGUAGUAAUCUGUAAGUAACUAAGAGCAUUAAGAACCACACUUAUAAGAAACUUUAUUUUUAAACUUAAAAAAAAAAACAAAAAACACUGAAUAUACUAAACCAAACUAAAACCUUCUGAUACUGAAUUCUUCCAUGAAUUCUUCCGUUUAAUUCUUCCAUGGCUGUAUUCUCCUAUAAUCAUAGAGCUGACAGGAAUUAGAAUUCUCUAUCCCUAACGUUUCCCAGAAUUCACACAAGCAUAAAGUUGGAUUUACGGAGAUGGGUUAUCAUUAGCGUAGAUAAAGAUGUCCUAUGAACUGCAACCACAGCUUCAAGUGCUUACCUCAUGUGACUGUUUCACUCUUCCUGCAGUCCUUUGAGGCAGACAGCUCCAUCUCAUGAGAAAAUGAGCAAGUUCUUGAUGAGGCGUUGGCAGCUCUCCCUAGACCUAAGAUCAUGUAUGGAAUGUAUGGAAGAGACUUUGGGAAUUCAGGCAUCAGAUGAAGUUGGCUUUUCUUUUUUACGACUUGUUUGUAUUUUUCCAUGUCUAAUACACUAAGGACACUUACUCAUUGUACUUGCAGUUCAAUAUGUCUUUGCUGUUCAGAUACUAAAGUGUACUUCUGAGUCAUGUACCAGGUGGUGGGUUGGACAUACAUUGGCGUAAUUAGGCCUUGGUACUCAAAGAGAAGCUGGUCUCUAUCAGGUCACAGACUAUGGUAGCAGAUUGUCAGAUUGUCAUUUGACAAUGACAGCUUGAGGGUCAUUGUUUGCAUGCACUACUCUGGGGCCUUGUAUUGGAACCUUUUUAAAAAAAUAAACUAAUGUUAGUGGUUGGG